AUGGCAGCUCACCUGGAUAAUUCUCAGGUUGAAACAAAGGAUAUCGGAAUUCAUGCUAGGCACGUCAGCAAUGCGUCUGCAGUGGAUAGUGAAUUAAAUGAUGACUAUGGGAGUCCAAUUUGGAAGAAUAGAGUAGAGAGUUGGAAGGAUAAAAAGAGCAACAAGAAAAAGGGUACACCUAAGGAGGAAAAAGUGGCUCAAAUUCCACCUGAGCAGAAGAUGACAGAGAACAAGUAA
Prunus armeniaca (apricot) is the source of this 237-nucleotide messenger RNA. The record is from the annotation of a GenBank genome assembly. Lineage: Eukaryota; Viridiplantae; Streptophyta; Magnoliopsida; Rosales; Rosaceae.